Messenger RNA from Magnolia sinica, 962 nucleotides. RefSeq lists its product as uncharacterized. The transcript has 5 exons. Lineage: Eukaryota; Viridiplantae; Streptophyta; Magnoliopsida; Magnoliales; Magnoliaceae. Bases 281 to 763 code for a protein of 160 amino acids. The record is from RefSeq and is a predicted model, not a curated record.
UAAUUAUCAAAGAAGAGAGGCGAAAAAAAAAAGCCCCCAUCCGACGGGGCAGCCACCACCGGUUCCAGAGAGGGAAGAAAUUCGGGUUGCGGAGCUGAGCAUAAAUAGAGGAACUAAACCCUAGAUUUCUAGGGUUUUGUACAAUUCUUCCCAAAAGAUCUCCUGCAAUUCUCUUCCUGGAUUCGAUGUCUGGAGCCGUCGAUCACCCAUCUGACGGAGGAUUCUCUGGUUAGAUGCUCCUCAGCACAUCUCUUGCCGCUUGGAUCCGUCAGAUUCUCGCAUGCAUGGGAGCAGAGGUUGUCUUGGAUGCUGUACUAAGCCCACUCCGAUAAUCGCUGUGGAUGAGCCAUCAAAAGGUCUGAAAAUUCAAGGCAGGACUGUGAAAAAGUCCAGUUUAUCAGAGGAUUUCUGGAGCACCAGCACCUAUGAGAUGGAGAACAGUGGAGUUCAGUCUCAGAGAAGUGUAUCAUCGAUCAGCACAUCAAACCAAACCCACGACCCCCAUAGUGUUGGAGGCAGCACCAGCAACCCCCCCGAAUUCGUGAAUCACGGUCUUCUUCUCUGGAAUCAAACUAGACAACAGUGGAUUGGAAAUAGAAAGGCGGAGAACCGGAUGCAGCAGGUUCGAGAACCCAGGUUGAGUUGGAAUGCAACUUACGACAGUUUACUUGGGACCAACAAACCAUUCCCGCAGCCCAUCCCUCUCGCUGAGAUGGUAGAUUUUCUCGUGGAUAUUUGGGAGCAGGAGGGGAUGUAUGAUUAGCUGGAAAACCGGCCCUGCCCAUAUUAAAAAAAAAAAGAAAAAAAAAAAGGCUUUUCUUGUUAGACCGAUAAAUGCUGUUGUAGAACUGUUGCCUCCUUUCGGUCCAAGGCUCUGGUUUGUCAAAGGGAUGAAAAAGCAUGUCUGAUGUGUCAACAAUUGCAAUAUUGGAGCUGUUGAUGAUCCUCUUUUUACAGUCGAA